Lagenorhynchus albirostris (white-beaked dolphin) is the source of this 4799-nucleotide messenger RNA. It is a transcript of the gene PLEKHG1, whose product is annotated as pleckstrin homology and RhoGEF domain containing G1. Gene Ontology annotation, molecular function: guanyl-nucleotide exchange factor activity. The coding region runs from base 102 to 4118 and encodes 1338 amino acids. Lineage: Eukaryota; Metazoa; Chordata; Mammalia; Artiodactyla; Delphinidae. The transcript has 15 exons. The record is from RefSeq and is a predicted model, not a curated record.
AUGUGCACCAGUUGCGUCCUGAAGUGUCAUCAGCUGUAACACAAGCUCCAGAUCCCAAAACCACAGCCAGGCCCUCCCGCUGCUCCCAACAACUGAAAGCCAUGGAGCUUUCCGACAGCGACCGCCCGGUCAGCUUUGGUUCCACGUCGUCCUCGGCCUCCUCCCGGGACAGCCAUGGUUCCUUUGGCAGCAGAAUGACCUUAGUUUCAAACAGCCACUUGGGCUUGUUUCCCCAGGAUAAGGAAGCAGGGGCCAUAAAGCUGGAGCUGAUGCCAGCCAGGCCGUUUUCCAGCAGCGAGCUGCCGAGGGACGGUGCAGCCGCGCAGCAGAACACGGACCAGGGCAGUGAGAGGCAGCCCUGGGCCCAGCACAGAGUGGACACCAACGGGGCGGCCAAAACGGGGGCAGAAUCAGCCACCAGCCCCAAGCUGCUCUAUGUGGACAGAGUGGUGCAGGAGAUUCUGGAGACCGAAAGGACUUACGUGCAAGAUUUAAAAAGCAUCGUAGAGGAUUACCUUGAGUGCAUCAGGGACCAAACGAAACUUCCUCUGGGGGCGGAAGAAAGAUCAGCCCUUUUUGGAAACAUACAGGAUAUCUACCACUUUAAUAGUGAACUUCUGCAAGACUUGGAAAACUGUGAAAAUGAUCCUGUGGCCAUAGCAGAAUGCUUUGUGUCCAAGAGUGAAGAGUUCCACAUUUACACCCAGUAUUGCACUAACUAUCCGAGAUCCGUGGCUGUGCUAACAGAGUGCAUGAGGAACAAGAUGCUGGCCAAAUUCUUCAGGGAACGUCAGGAAACUUUGAAACACUCACUGCCUCUGGGGUCCUAUCUCUUGAAACCAGUUCAGCGGAUUCUCAAGUAUCAUCUCCUUUUGCAUGAAAUAGAAAAUCACCUUGACAAGGACACAGAAGGCUACGAUGUGGUGCUUGAUGCUAUAGACACGAUGCAGCGAGUAGCCUGGCACAUCAACGACAUGAAGCGGAAGCAUGAACACGCCGUCCGGCUACAGGAGAUACAGAGUUUGCUCACCAACUGGAAGGGGCCAGACCUGACCAGCUACGGGGAGCUAGUUCUCGAGGGGACCUUCCGCCUCCAGCGGGCCAAGAAUGAGCGGACACUCUUCCUCUUUGACAAGCUGCUUCUCAUCACCAAGAAGAGAGACGACACGUUUACGUACAAAGCUCACAUCCUGUGCGGCAACCUCAUGCUGGUGGAAGUGAUCCCAAAGGAGCCCCUCAGCUUCAGUGUCUUCCACUACCAGAACCCCAAGCUGCAGCACACCGUUCAGGCAAAGUCGCAGCAAGACAAACGCCUGUGGGUUCUGCACCUCAAGAGGCUGAUCCUGGAGAAUCACGCGGCGAAGAUUCCAGCUAAGGCCAAGCAAGCAAUACUUGAAAUGGAUGCCGUUCAUUACCCAGGCUUCUGUUACAGUCCUGAGGGAGAGACAAAAGCCUUUUGUGGCUCUAAAGAUGGUUCUGCUUCAUAUCGGCUAAGAAGAAAAUCUGAACCUUCCUCAAGAUCACAUAAAGUUUUGAAGACCAGCGAAACAGCACAAGACAUCCAAAAGGUUUCCAGAGAGGAAGGGUCUCCCCAGCUGACUUCAGCAGGGCCGUCUCCUGCCCAGAGGAACAGUCAACCGAGCAGUUCUGCCAUUAUCAGCGUGCUUCGCGGGGGCGGGGCCGUCAGAAGCAUCUGGACGGACCACCAGAUCCGGCAAGCCUUGUUCCCCAGUCGGCGGUCUCCGCAGGAGAAUGAGGAGGACGAAGAUGAUUAUCAGAUGUUCCUGCCAUCCUUCUCCCCUUCAGAUCUGAACUCUGCCCGACUGUGUGAGGACAGCACUUCCAGUCGACCUUGCAGUUGGCACAUGGGACAGGUCGAGUCCUCGGAGACCCCCAGCUCUGGCCACAGGGUUGUGCGGCGGGCCAGCAGUGCUGGCGAGAGCAACACGUGUCCCCCUGACAUGAGAAAUAGGGACAGUGACAGCCCUCAGUACAGCUCCCGAAGGGAACUGCAGAAUGACCCUAAAACAGAGGGGCUGGACGGGAUGACUCCCUUCGGGUCCUCUGUAGAGUUGACGAUUGAUGACAUAGACCAUGUCUAUGAUAACAUAAGUUAUGAGGACUUGAAACUGAUGGUAGCUAAACGGGAAGAAGCUGAAGCCCCUCCCCCCAAAUCAGCCAGGGACUCUGCUCGCCCCAAGAGCACCCCGGAGCUGGCCUUCUCAAAGAGGCCGACAAGCCCAGAGAAGAGCCCUCUGCACCCCCAGAGAGAUGGUGCCUCCCCAGGCCGGGAGGCGUGGAACCAAAGCUCACGCGAACUCCAGGUGGCGGAGGAGAACGUCUACGACACCAUCGGGCUCCCAGAGGCGCCCUCCCAGGACUUCAAGUGCAGCAGCCUAAAACGUCCCAAGAGGAGCACCUUCCUGGGCCUGGAGGCCGACCUGGGGUGCUGUGACAGUCUGAGGGCCUCUGUUUCCCAGGACAGCCUCCAGUUCAGCGAGGACGAGGCGCCCUACCCCCCGGGACCCUCCGGUAACGAUUAUCUGAGUUUGUUCUAUAACUCCUUCGGCUGCAACUUGUCCAUAGCGGAUGGGUCCAUCUCCGAUAAACUGUCUGAAGAAGUAGAUGAGAUCUGGAAUGACCUGGAAAAUUACAUCAAGAAAAACGAAGUCAAAGCCAGAGACCGGCUCCUGGCGGCGUUUCCCGUUAGCAAAGACGACGUGCAGGAGCGGCCGCUGGCGGGCAGCGCCCCAGAGCUGGGCGCGCGCUCCCCACGUUCCCUGCCCGCGGGCCGGGCCCCCCUCGUGCCGCCCAGAGACAGGCCGGGGCCGGUCUCCUGCACGCUUGACCUAACCCCGGCCUCCAAAGACGGCUCCUGCCUGAGUCUCCACCGGCUGUCGCUGGUCAGUGACCUGCCGCCCGUGGAGAGUCCCUACGACGUGGCCAGCAGCAGCCCGUCCCCUGCAGACCUGAAGAACCCUGACCCCGGCAUGGACACCGCAGACAAGACCAGGAGCAGGGUUUUCCUGAUGGCCAGGCAGUACAGUCAGAAGAUCAAGAAGGCAAAUCAGCUGUUAAAGGUGAAAAGCCCGGAGCUGGAGCAGCCGCCUGGCAGCCACGUGCAGAAGCAGGUUCCCAGGGACCUGGCGGCCAUCCUAGAAGAAAAGAAGCAGGGCGGGCCCGCCAUCGGUGCCAGGAUUGCUGAAUAUUCCCAACUGUAUGACCAGAUCGUAUUCAGAGAAACCCCCUUUAAGACUCAGAAGGAUGGCUGGGCCAGCCCUCAAGACUCCUCCAACCUCAGCUCUGCAUCACCUUCCCACACCCAACACGGUAGCGAGGACUGGCUUUUGCAUUCAACCUAUAGUAAUGGAGAGUUAGCAGAUUUCUGUCCCCGGCCAGAGCAAGACUUGAAGUCAAAAUAUCCCACUUUAGAGAUCAAUACGAAAAGUACCCCAAGACAACUGUCCGCAGCUUGCUCCGUGCCUUCUCUCCAAAUCUCUGAGCCUCUGCUGGGCUCCGUGCAGAGACACAGUGUGGUGGUCAGCCAGCCCAACAAAGAGAACUCCUGUCAGGGCCAUCUUUACAACUCUCUGGGACGGAAAGGAAUCAGUGCUAAAUCUCAGCCUUAUAACAGGUCCCAGUCAUCUUCCUCCAUCCUGAUAAACAAGUCCUCAGACUCCAUCAACUACCCUAGUGAAAUGGGAAAGAAACAGCUGCUGUCUUUACACAGAAGUUCAAGGUGGGAGAGUCACCAGGAUUUGGUGCCAGGUAUCACUGACUCAGGUCAACAGGGCACUGAAAAACACUCAGAUCUCACACUCCAGGACUCACAGAAAGUUCUGGUAGUAAAUAGAAAUUUACCUUUAAGUGCCCAAAUAGCUACCCAGAACUAUUUUUCCAAUUUCAAAGAGACUGAAGGAGAUGAAGAUGACUAUGUGGAGAUCAAGUCAGAAGAAGAUGAGCCAAUAAGCAGCAAACUUGGACCAUAUCUGACAUCAUACAAUGAUUCUGACAAACUGAAUGACUAUCUCUGGAAGGGGCCACCUCCCAGUCAGCAAAAUAUUGUCCAGUCUCUAAGGGAAAAAUUCCAGUGUCUUAGUUCAAGCAGCUUUGCCUAAGGUUCUUAAGAGUAGCUGCCUGAAUUAACUUCUUACUGUGCUCAUGAAUUAGAGAUACUGAGAGAUGUUUUGUAUGUACCAGAUUAGAACAGUUUUGUAAUAACCAGAGAUGUAAAGUAUACUUUCUUUAACAGCACAACUUUUUGAAACAGCUGGCGAUCCAGCCAGGAUUGUACUGUAGCAAAUGUUAGCAUCUAACACUGUGUUUUCUGAUGUUGAUGGUCUUCGUGUUUCAUGUAAGUCAAUCUUACUUGAAAAUUUUAGGCUUUUUUUUUUUUUUAAACAUGAUGGCCAUGGUAUUUUUUCCCAUAUCCUGACAGUUAGUGCCCAGACUUUAAGAAAUGCAAUAAUCAUUUCCUAUUAUCCAGAAGCCACAGGUAUACUAGGACUCAAAGGCAGCAAGGAGGACUUUUCACGUUUUUUAAAAAGAAAGGAAACUAAAGCUGUUUAAAGGAUUAUGCUUACCUCUGACAUUCUUGUUAAAUUUGUGCCAAGACCCUAGAAUAACUUAAACGAGGGAUCUCUAAUUGGAGUAUUGUCUAGGUGCCCAUUUUAGGGUUUCUAUGCUGGCAUUCCUGCAUCUAGUUCAUUAUAAGGCAGAAAAUAUGUAACUAUUGGAAAUUAGAAUGUAUCAUGACCAAUUUUCUAUAAGUAAAAAUCCUUCCCUGUCUUCCUGAACAA